AUGUGCUCACUAUCGUCCCUAUCGAUCUCGUCGUUGUCAUCAUCGAAUACAAACGGCAGAUAUAAAUCGAAAUCGAUGAAACGAAAAAAAUGGAAAAAGGAUCGCAAAAAGGGACGUGUCGACAGCUCGUCUCAUUUUACUGUUAAAAAUGUUAAGGAUAAUGAUAAAAUUGAUUCCGAUUCAAAUUCAGACACGGAUUCGGAUGAAAAUGGUAUGCUGAAUGAGGAACGAGUGGUGCCGAAAUGGGAGCGAUUGACUGCUGAGGAUUUGAUUGAUGAUUACUCGUCGUUCAGUGAUGACGAUGCGGACGGGCAGGGAAAUGGGACUACGGAUGAACGAGGCAAGGAGGAGAUUGGUUGGACACAAACCCUUGCUGCCGGGCGAUUUUAUGCGAGGAAUCUACGAGGAGAGCAAUACGCGACAAAAGAUUUGCAANNNNCGAUUUUAUGCGAGGGUUGGUAG
Anisakis simplex (herring worm) is the source of this 462-nucleotide messenger RNA. The record is from the annotation of a GenBank genome assembly. NCBI's taxonomy places the organism in Eukaryota, Metazoa, Nematoda, Chromadorea, Rhabditida, Anisakidae.